Molecule: messenger RNA, 627 nt
Organism: Mercenaria mercenaria
Lineage: Eukaryota; Metazoa; Mollusca; Bivalvia; Venerida; Veneridae
Product: putative nuclease HARBI1
Exons: 4
Coding region: 16-627 (203 amino acids)
Source: RefSeq, a predicted model, not a curated record
UACAUCAACACGUCAAUGGCAGCGUUAAUUGCAUUGCUAGACGAUAGAAAUCGCCGAGCACUCCAUCGGGAGCGCGUAUUUAGAGACCACAGCGAGGUGCUAGACACGUUCAGCGACCAAGAUUUAAUUGCACGUUACAGAUUUGAUAGGAACUGUAUUUUUGAAAUUAUUGACAAAGUCAGAGGGGAUGUUACAUUACCUACAAACAGAGGCGGUCACGUUAUACCUCCACGUAUUCAGGUGCUUGUUACCCUGAGAUAUCUCGCAAAAGGAGAUUUUCUGUCUGAAGUUGCUGACAUUCAUGGCAUUUCGAGAAGUUCAGCAAGCCGCAUCAUCCCAAGGGUGUGCAGAUCUAUUAUUAAAAACUUUCCAAUAAGGUAUCCAACAGACCCACAGGCAAUAACAAAUAUGAAGACUAAGUUCUACAGAAUCGCUAAUUUUCCGAAUGUGAUAGGGUGCAUUGAUGGAGUUCUGAUUGGCAUACAGACACCAUACCAAGAUGAGGCAUCCUACGUCUGCAGAAAGGGUUUCCAUGCCCUUAAUGUCCAAGCUAUAGCGGAUGCAGAGAUGAAAGGAUCGGACAGAGCUGCGGGAGACUUUGGAGUGAUAACAACUUUGAUAGGUUAA